Messenger RNA from Salvelinus fontinalis (brook trout), 11163 nucleotides. RefSeq names its product ankyrin repeat domain-containing protein 13B-like. Lineage: Eukaryota; Metazoa; Chordata; Actinopteri; Salmoniformes; Salmonidae. Gene Ontology annotation, cellular component: cytoplasm. Bases 1071 to 2999 code for a protein of 642 amino acids. The record is from RefSeq and is a predicted model, not a curated record. Gene Ontology annotation, molecular function: protein binding. The transcript has 15 exons.
GACUCGCUCUCCCACUACUUGCUCUGAUCGCCACUCUCUCUCACCAAUGCCAAUGGGAAUAGAGAUAGCUCUAAAAUCCUAUCGUAUUCGUCAAAGCUUGGAAUCUCAUCAAUACCCAUGCAUGUAGGCCUACACCUGUAAAUGUUCAUAUUUAGCUAGCUCUCUAGACAUUAUUUAUUUGAUUAUGUUUUGUAAAGCUUUAUAGUGGCUUAGGCUAGCUUAUAUUACAGGCGAGGCUGUCGAAGGAAAAUAGUGGUGGCUGGCAAUGCAAUUCUGAUGUUUUAGACAUUGACUAAUCUGUAAUAAUAUAGGGAUAAAAGCAGGUUUACAAAUAGCCUACAUAAAUGUUCAGAGAGCUUCAUGUUGCAAAAACAUUGCCGUGCUAUAGCCUAGCCAAUGAGCCAAUAGACAGCAUCAAGGGUGUUGGCCUUCGGCUAUUUGGAUGUGAUAAUGUUAUAGGCUAAGCUAUAUAGGCUGAAUCUUUAGUUUAUUCAUAUGAAGUGAAAAGUGAAUGACUAACUCAUAAUGACUGGCAGGGGGCGUACAGUAUGUAGCCACACUAGCCACUCUACACGCGUGCACCCUAUACAUCACUCUCAUCAGCAUCCCUUCUAUUUGAUUGGCUGUUUACAUUUUAUUGCGGGGUGUCAUCACUAUCUCGCAACAGUGCAGAGGGCAUCUCAUAGUCACCAUUCGCUGUGACGGGAGGGAGCGGAGAAUGAUUGGGCGUCUGCCUCGCUAGUUUAUUCAAGGAGGAAGAGAAAGGUAUGAGAGGGGCAGGGCAUGGAGAACAGAGGUAGGCUAGAUUAAAUACAAGUAAGGGGUCUCUUGCAGAUUCUUCUUAGAUCUAGGGCUGUUGACUAGUCUUUAUCAUAACCAACAGACUGCAAGGGAAAUCAUUGAAACAUUGUAUUCAUACUUUCAUAUCCUAAUGCGGAAGGCAUGUCUUGUAAAGUGACAUGUCACGACAGAGCGAGAAUAUGAGCAAAUAGUCAGUCAAAAGCGAAGUAUUAAGAUAUAGGUUUAUACGGAACAAAAAAAACAGGAGAGAAGGCGAACUAUGACCGAAGAUGAUUUCUGCUAAGAAAACUCCGGAAAAGAGUCGUUAUCCUAUUCACUAUAUGGUGUGGCACGACAAACAUCGGCAACUGGAGAAAGCGCUAUCCGCGAACGAGCAGGUGGAUGUGGAGACCCUGGACCCCCGGGGUCGGACUCCCCUCCAUCUGGCUGUCACUCUGGGUCACCUGGACUGUGCCCGCCUGCUCCUCCAACAUGGUGCUGACGUCAGCAAGGAGAACCGCAACGGCUGGACGGUGCUCCAGGAGGCAGUCAGCACACGAGACCCAGAGCUGGUGCGCCUAGUUCUGCAUUACCGUGACUACCAGCGGACCACUAAGAGACUGGCGGGAAUCCCUGUCCUCCUGGAGAGACUGCACCAGGCUCAGGACUUUUACGUGGAGAUGAAAUGGGAGUUUACAAGCUGGGUGCCGCUGGUGUCUCGUAUCUGCCCCAGUGACACGUACCGCGUGUGGAAGAGUGGCCAGUGUCUGCGCGUAGACACCACUCUCAUGGGCUUUGAUCAGAUGACCUGGCAGAGGGGAAACCGAAGCUUCAUCUUCCGGGGUCAAGACUCCAGUGCGGUGGUGAUGGAGGUGGACCACGACAGACAGCUGGUGUUCUGUGAGACCCUAUGUGUGUCCUCUCUGACGUCUCCCACCUCGCAGCAGGGCACUGCCGGCCUGGGCCUCCUGGGGGCACUACAGCCCAGCGAGGAGCAGGUGGUAGCCCGCCUCUCCGCCCCCGUGGUCACCACCCAGCUAGACACCAAAAAUAUCACCUUCGAGAGGAAUAAGACUGGCAUCCUAGGCUGGCGCAGUGAGAAGACAGAGAUGGUGAACGGGUAUGAGGCUAAGGUUUACGGCGCCUCCAAUGUGGAACUGAUCACUCGAACCCGAACAGACCAUCUCAGUGAGCCACUCAAAGCUAAGCCCAAAGUCGGUAAGACGCCCCUGCAAAACUUCCUAGGGAUCGCCGAGCAACACAUGGGGCCUAACAAUGGGGCCCUAGUGACUCAGAUGUCAUGUCCUGCCGUAACCAACCCCACAGCCCUGACAGCCGAGGAGUACUUUAAUCCCAACCUGCCCCUGGGCACCCGGGACAUUGGCCACCCCUGUCAACUCACCACCAAGACUCAGAGGUUCAAGGCUAAGCUGUGGCUGUGUGAGGCCCAUCCACUGUCCCUAGCGGAGCAGGUGGCGCCCAUCAUUGACCUCAUGGCCAUCUCCAAUGCCCUCUUCGCCAAGCUCAGGGAUUUCAUUACCCUGCGACUGCCACCUGGCUUCCCUGUCAAGAUCGAAAUUCCCAUCUAUCACAUCCUGAAUGCCCGGAUCACCUUUGGGAACCUGAACGGGUGUGAGGAGGGGUCGGUGACAGGGCCGGGCCGGGUGGAGGGGGAGGUGGACGGACAGAAGGACAGCAGCCCCAGGACUGACACAGACACCCCCUCCCCAGGCAGCGACUCUUCUAGUGUCUCCAGCUCCAGCUCCACAACGUCGUGUCGUGGAGGGGAGAUCCCCCCAUGUGUGUUCGAGCCCCCUCAGGGUUACACUGUGCUGGGAGGCAACCAGCGGGACAACAACAUGCGUGGUGAUGAGGAGGAGGAUCUGCUGCAGUUUGCCAUCCAACAGAGUCUGCUGGAGGCUGGCUCUGAGUACGACCAGGUGACUAUCUGGGAGGCGCUGACCAACAGCAAGCCCAGCACACGUACUCUUCCCUGUGACCCCAGUCGCCUGCAAAGGACUCCCCAGCACAGGCCUUGCCCUCCAGCCAGCCUCUGUAACACGCCCACCAAGAAGACCCCAGCAGCCUGCAGCUACGACCAGCAGCUCCGCCUGGCCAUGGAGCUGUCGGCGCGGGAGCAGGCAGAGGCCGAGCUACGGCGACGGCAAGAGGAGCAGGAGCUGCAGCGGAUCAUCCAACUGUCACUCUUGGAGAAAUGAGAGCCUGAUUGGCCAGAUGGGCUCUAGGAGGUAUGGGAGAGGAGGAGGGUGGAGGUCCAGAGAGGGUAGUCAAUAAGUUCACUCUACUCCUGGCUGUGACAGCCUUGCUCCUCUGACCGUCCCAUAUCCCCUUCCCCACUGCGCUCCUUCAAUAAGAGCCUGUCUGUGUGGCACAACAGGGCUCUACAGUGCUGAUACCGCUACAGUACAGACUCACUACUCUCUGGUGCCACUCUGCACUCGCAGUCAGUGCAAGUUUACAGCAAGAAACAAGAAGAAACACUUUUAAUGGAAUGCUACAUUGACCGACCACAUCAGUGGGGCUAGGGUAAUACAAAUUGUGUUUGUGUUUGUGAAGGCCAUCUUUAAUAAAUGGUCCUGUGAUUGGGGUAUAGGGUUUGUGUCCACUUCACAGACCUGGGUCUUAUUCAUUAGGCACCAACGAAAGAAAAUGUCAUGAAACACGGAUGGACUACCUGAAAUUGUCCAAUAGAAACACUUGUUUUUGUUUACCGUUGCAAAUCAUUCUGCUAUAGUGUGCCCUAAUGAAUACUGCCCUCUGUGUGUGUGUCAGGUGGGUCAAGUGGGGUGGGAUGAUGAAAUACUCUGUUACUUCCUCAUUUCUAAUAGAUUGCUACACCCCCCCCUUUGAUUUGCACAAAAUCGAGACAUACUGUAAUUAGACUGUGGAUGGACUCUUGAUGACUGUUAAUGGUUUGAAUAAGUAGAGAGAUAGAAUAAUAACCCUAUAGAGUUAAUGUUAAUAUGUUAAUAUGAUAACACUAUGUCAGGAGUUCUUUUUAAUAUGUUAAUAUGAUAACACUAUGACAGGAGUUAAUGUUAAUAUGAUAACACUAUGACAGGAGUUCAUGUUAAUAUGAUAACACUGUCAGGAGUUAAUGUUAAUAUGAUAACACUAUGACAGGAGUUCAUUUUAAUAUGUUAAUAUGAUAACACUAUGACAGGAGUUAAUGUUAAUAUGAUAACACUAUGACAGGAGUUAAUUUUAACAUGUUAAUAUGAUAACACUAUGACAGGAGUUAAUGUUAAUAUGUUAACACUAUGACAGGAGUUAAUGUUAAUAUGUUAACACUAUGACAGGAGUUAAUGUUAAUAUGUUAACACUAUGACAGGAGUUAAUGUUAAUAUGAUAACACUAUGACAGGAGUUAAUGUUAAUAUGUUAACACUAUGACAGUAGUUAAUGUUAAUAUGUUAACACUAUGACAGUAGUUGAUGUUAAUAUGCUAAUAUGAUAACACUAUGUCAGGAGUUAAUGUUAAUAUGAUAACACUAUGACAGGAGUUAAUGUUAAUAUGAUAACACUAUGACAGUAGUUAAUGUUAAUAUGUUAACACUAUGACAGGAGUUAAUUUUAACAUGUUAAUAUGAUAACACUAUGACAGGAGUUCAUGUUAAUAUGAUAACACUAUGACAGGAGUUAAUGUUAAUAUGAUAACACUAUGUCAGGAGUUAAUGUUAAUAUGAUAACACUAUGACAGGAGUUCAUUUUAAUAUGCUAAUAUGAUAACACUAUGUCAGGAGUUCAUUUUAAUAUGUUAAUAUGAUAACACUAUGACAGGAGUUAAUGUUAAUAUGAUAACACUAUGACAGGAGUUAAUGUUAAUAUGAUAACACUAUGUCAGGAGUUAAUGUUAAUAUGAUAACACUAUGUCAGGAGUUAAUGUUAAUAUGAUAACACUAUGACAGGAGUUCAUGUUAAUAUGAUAAUAUGAUAACACUAUGUCAGGAGUUCAUUUUAAUAUGUUAAUAUGAUAACACUAUGUCAGGAGUUCAUUUUAAUAUGUUAAUAUGAUAACACUAUGACAGGAGUUAAUGUUAAUAUGAUAACACUAUGACAGGAGUUAAUGUUAAUAUGAUAACACUAUGUCAGGAGUUAAUGUUAAUAUGAUAACACUAUGUCAGGAGUUCAUGUUAAUAUGAUAACACUAUGUCAGGAGUUCAUUUUAAUAUGUUAAUAUGAUAACACUAUGACAUGAGUUAAUGUUAAUAUGAUAACACUAUGUCAGGAGUUCAUUUUAAUAUGUUAAUAUGAUAACACUAUGACAUGAGUUAAUGUUAAUAUGAUAACACUAUGUCAGGAGUUCAUUUUAAUAUGUUAAUAUGAUAACACUAUGACAGGAGUUCAUUUUAAUAUGUUAAUAUGAUAACACUAUGACAGGAGUUAAUGUUAAUAUGAUAACACUAUGACAGGAGUUAAUUUUAACAUGUUAAUAUGAUAACACUAUGACAGGAGUUAAUGUUAAUAUGUUAACACUAUGACAGGAGUUAAUGUUAAUAUGUUAACACUAUGACAGGAGUUAAUGUUAAUAUGUUAAUAUGAUAACACUAUGACAGGAGUUCAUGUUAAUAUGAUAACACUAUAUCAGGAGUUAAUGUUAAUAUGAUAACACUAUGACAGGAGUUCAUUUUAAUAUGUUAAUAUGAUAACACUAUGACAGGAGUUAAUGUUAAUAUGAUAACACUAUGACAGGAGUUAAUUUUAACAUGUUAAUAUGAUAACACUAUGACAGGAGUUAAUGUUAAUAUGUUAACACUAUGACAGGAGUUAAUGUUAAUAUGUUAACACUAUGACAGGAGUUAAUGUUAAUAUGAUAACACUAUGACAGGAGUUAAUGUUAAUAUGAUAACACUAUGACAGGAGUUAAUGUUAAUAUGAUAACACUAUGUCAGGAGUUAAUGUUAAUAUGAUAACACUAUGACAGGAGUUCAUUUUAAUAUGUUAAUAUGAUAACACUAUGACAGGAGUUAAUGUUAAUAUGAUAACACUAUGACAGGAGUUCAUGUUAAUAUGAUAACACUAUGUCAGGAGUUAAUGUUAAUAUGAUAACACUAUGUCAGGAGUUCAUGUUAAUAUGAUAACACUAUGUCAGGAGUUAAUGUUAAUAUGAUAACACUAUGACAGGAGUUCAUUUUAAUAUGUUAAUAUGAUAACACUAUGACAGGAGUUAAUGUUAAUAUGAUAACACUAUGACAGGAGUUAAUUUUAACAUGUUAAUAUGAUAACACUAUGACAGGAGUUAAUGUUAAUAUGUUAACACUAUGACAGGAGUUAAUGUUAAUAUGUUAACACUAUGACAGGAGUUAAUGUUAAUAUGAUAACACUAUGACAGGAGUUAAUGUUAAUAUGAUAACACUAUGACAGGAGUUAAUGUUAAUAUGUUAACACUAUGUCAGGAGUUCAUGUUAAUAUGAUAAUAUGAUAACACUAUGUCAGGAGUUAAUUUUAAUAUGUUAAUAUGAUAACACUAUGUCAGGAGUUCAUGUUAAUAUGUUAAUAUGAUAACACUAUGACAGGAGUUCAUGUUAAUAUGAUAAUAUGAUAACACUAUGUCAGGAGUUCAUUUUAAUAUGUUAAUAUGAUAACACUAUGACAGGAGUUAAUGUUAAUAUGAUAACACUAUGACAGGAGUUAAUGUUAAUAUGAUAACACUAUGUCAGGAGUUAAUGUUAAUAUGAUAACACUAUGUCAGGAGUUCAUGUUAAUAUGAUAACACUAUGUCAGGAGUUCAUUUUAAUAUGUUAAUAUGAUAACACUAUGACAAGAGUUAAUGUUAAUAUGAUAACACUAUGACAGGAGUUCAUUUUAAUAUGUUAAUAUGAUAACACUAUGACAAGAGUUAAUGUUAAUAUGAUAACACUAUGACAGGAGUUAAUUUUAAGAUGUUAAUAUGAUAACACUAUGACAGGAGUUAAUGUUAAUAUGUUAACACUAUGACAGCAGUUAAUGUUAAUAUGUUAACACUAUGACAGGAGUUAAUGUUAAUAUGAUAACACUAUGUCAGGAGUUAAUGUUAAUAUGAUAACACUAUGACAGGAAUUCAUUUUAAUAUGUUAAUAUGAUAACACUAUGUCAGGAGUUAAUGUUAAUAUGAUAACACUAUGACAGGAGUUAAUGUUAAUAUGAUAACACUAUGACAGGAGUUCAUUUUAAUAUGUUAAUAUGAUAACACUAUGUCAGGAGUUCAUGUUAAUAUGAUAACACUAUGUCAGGAGUUCAUGUUAAUAUGAUAACACUAUGACAGGAGUUCAUGUUAAUAUGAUAACACUGACAGGAGUUCAUGUUAAUAUGAUAACACUAUGUCAGGAGUUCAUGUUAAUACGAUAACACUAUGACAGGAGUUCAUGUUAAUAUGAUAACACUAUGACAGGAGUUCAUGUUAAUAUGAUAACACUAUGACAGGAGUUCAUGUUAAUAUGAUAACACUAUGACAGGAGUUAAUGUUAAUAUGAUAACACUAUGACAGGAGUUCAUGUUAAUAUGAUAACACUAUGACAGGAGUUCAUGUUAAUAUGAUAACACUAUGACAGGAGUUAAUGUUAAUAUGUUAACACUAUGACAGAAGUUAAUGUUAAUAUGAUAACACUAUGUCAGGAGUUAAUGUUAAUAUGAUAACACUAUGACAGGAGUUCAUGUUAAUAUGAUAACACUAUGACAGGAGUUAAUGUUAAUAUGUUAACACUAUGACAGGAGUUAAUGUUAAUAUGAUAACACUAUGACAGGAGUUAAUGUUAAUAUGAUAACACUGUGACAGGAGUUCAUGUGAAUAUGAUAACACUAUGUCCGGAGUUCAUUUUAACAUGUUAAUAUGAUAACACUAUGACAGGAGUUAAUGUUAAUAUGAUAACACUAUGACAGUAGUUAAUGUUAUUAUGAUAACACUAUGACAGGAGUUCAUGUUAAUAUGAUAACACUAUGACAGGAGUUAAUGUUAUUAUGAUAACACUAUGACAGGAGUUAAUGUUAAUAUGAUAACACUAUGACAGGAGUUAAUGUUAAUAUGUUAACACUAUGACAGGAGUUAAUGUUAAUACGAUAACACUAUGACAGGAGUUCAUUUUAAUAUGUUAACACUAUGUCAGGAGUUAAUGUUAAUAUGAUAACACUAUGACAGGAGUUAAUGUUAAUAUGAUAACACUAUGACAGGAGUUAAUGUUAAUAUGUUAACACUAUGACAGGAGUUAAUGUUAAUAUGAUAACACUAUGACAGGAGUUAAUGUUAAUAUGAUAACACUAUGACAGGAGUUAAUGUUAAUAUGAUAACACUAUGUCAGAAGUUAAUGUUAAUAUGAUAACACUAUGACAGGAGUUCAUGGUAAUCUGAUAACACUAUGUCAGGAGUUAAUGUUAAUAUGAUAACACUAUGUCAGGAGUUCAUUUUAAUAUGAUAACACUAUGACAGGAGUUAAUGUUAAUAUGAUAACACUAUGACAGGAGUUAAUGUUAAUAUGAUAACACUAUGACAGGAGUUAAUGUUAAUAUGAUAACACUGACAGGAGUUAAUGUUAAUAUGAUAACACUAUGACAGGAGUUCAUUUUAAUAUGUUAAUAUGAUAACACUAUGACAGGAGUUAAUGUUAAUAUGAUAACACUAUGACAGGAGUUCAUUUUAACAUGUUAAUAUGAUAACACUAUGACAGGAGUUAAUGUUAAUAUGUUAACACUAUGACAGGAGUUAAUGUUAAUAUGAUAACACUAUGACAGGAGUUCAUUUUAACAUGUUAAUAUGAUAACACUAUGACAGGAGUUAAUGUUAAUAUGUUAACACUAUGACAGGAGUUAAUGUUAAUAUGAUAACACUAUGACAGGAGUUCAUGUUAAUAUGAUAACACUAUGACAGGAGUUAAUGUUAAUAUGAUAACACUAUGACAGGAGUUAAUGUUAAUAUGAUAACACUAUGACAGGAGUUAAUGUUAAUAUGUUAACCCUAUAGAGUUAAUGUUAAUAUGAUAACACUAUGACAGGAGUUAAUGUUAAUAUGUUAACACUAUGACAGGAGUUAAUGUUAAUAUGAUAACACUAUGACAGGAGUUAAUGUUAAUAUGAUAACACUAUGUCAGGAGUUAAUGUUAAUAUGAUAACACUAUGACAGGAGUUAAUGUUAAUAUGAUAACACUAUGACAGGAGUUAAUGUUAAUAUGAUAACACUAUGACAGGAGUUCAUGUUAAUCUGAUAACACUAUGUCAGGAGUUAAUGUUAAUAUGAUAACACUAUGACAGGAGUUAAUGUUAAUAUGAUAACACUAUGACAGGAGUUAAUGUUAAUAUGAUAACACUAUGACAGGAGUUAAUGUUAAUAUGAUAACACUAUGACAGGAGACUGGUUCGUUGGCAGCUUGUCUUUUUACAACAGGUGCAGCAUCCUAUACCUUUCAAUGUGUACGGCCAUCAUACAGCUGCUGUUGCUCACUCUUUGGACUCCAGAGGGGCUAAUAUAACCAUGACCUACACUAUAUGGCUACACAUAAAAAUGAAUAUAUACUGAAGAAAAAAAUAAAUGCACAUGCAACAUUUUCAAACAUUUUACUGAGUUACAGUUCAUAUAAGGAAAUCAGUUAAUUGAAAUAUAUGCAUUAGGCCCUAAUCUAUGGAUUUCACAUGAUUGGGAAUACUGAUAUGCAUCUGUUGGUCACAGAUACCUUAAAAUAAAGUAGGGGAGUGGAUCAGAAAACCAGUCAGUAUCUGAUGUGACCACCAUUUGCCUCAUGCAGCAGGACACAUCUCCAUUGCAUAGAGUUGAUCAGGCUGUUGAUUGUGGCCAGCCUCUUCAAUGGCUGUGCAAAGUUGCUGGAUAUUGUACACGUCGAUCCAGAGCAUCCCAAACAUGCUCAAUGGGUGACAUGUCUGGUGAGUAUGCAGGCCAUGGAAAAACUGGGACAUUUUCAGCUUCCAGGAAUUGUGUACAGAUCCUUGCGACAUGGGGCCGUGCAUUAUCAUGCUGAAACGUGAGGUUGUGGCGGCAGAUGAAUGGCACGACAAUGGGCCUCAGGAUCUCGUCAUGGCAUCUCUGUACAUUCAGAUAAAAUUCAAUUGUAUUCGUUGUCCGUAGCUUAUGCCUGCCCAUACCAUAACCUCACCGCCACCAUGGGGCACUCUGUUCACAACAUUGACAUCAGCAAACCGCUCGUCCUCACAACGCCAUACACUGCCGUCUGUCCGGUACAGUUGAAACCGGGAUUCAUCCGUGAAGAGCACACUUCUCCAGCCUGCCAGUGGCCAUCGAAGGUGAGCAUUUGCCCACUGAAGUCAGUUACGAACCCGAACUGCCGUCAGGUCAAGACCCUUGGGAGGACGACAAGCAUGCAGAUGAGCUUCCACGAGACAGUUUCUGCAGAAAUUCUUCAGUUGUGCAAACCCAGUUUCAUCAGCUGACCUGGUGGUUGGUCUCAGACGAUCCCGCAGGUGAAGAAACCGGAUGUGAGGGUCCUGGACUGACGUGGAUACAUGUGGUCAGCGGUUGUGAGGCCGGUUGGACGUACUGCUAAAUUUUCAAAAAUUUCUCUAGCAAGUUAUCUGGUGGACAUUCCUGCAGUCAGCAUGUCAAUUGCAAGAUCCCUCAAAACCUGUGACAUCUGUGUAACAAAACUGCACAUUUUAGAGUGGCCUUUUAUUGCCCCCCAGCACAAGGUGCACCUGUGUAAUGAUCAUGCUGUUUAAUCAGCUUCUUGAUAUGCCACACCUGUCAGGUGGAUGGAUUAUCUUGGAGAAAUGCUCACGAACAGGGAUGUAAAAAACAAAUUUGUGCACAAAAUUUGAGCGAAUGGAACAUUUCUGGGAUCUUUUAUUUGAACUGAUGAAACAUGGCACCAACACUUUACAUGGUUCAUUUAUAUUUCUGUUCAGUGUAGAUCCAUCUUUUUCAUGGAGGUUAUUACAGGGAGCACAGAUAUUGUAGGUUUCUGUUAUCAAGGGAGAGGUGGAGAGAAUAGAGAUGACAAACGGGGACUGGUGGAGACACGUUUCAUGGUGACCUUUGCAAGUUUGAUAUUCUAAUGAAAAAGCAUCUGUACUUGAUAUGAAUGGAGUUGUGAUGUGUUUGUCUGUGUGGAGUGUUGAGUUGUGGUAUUUGUAUGACAUUUCAGCAUAGCCUACACUUGGGAUUUCAUUUCUGACCUGAGCCAAACUCUGAGGGGAGGGGUAUAUGGGCAGGUGUCACAAGUUGCUUGGUUUUUAGUACAAAAAAUAUUAAAAUAGUAUUAGAACAUCAGCACAAGUUAGGAGUCUGGUUCAUACUCCUAUUUAUUGUUUAGCUUGCCAGAUUAGUAUUAUUAUUUUAAGUGGCUGGUUUUCACAAAGUAGGAGCUAGAGGUAAUGAAACAUUGUGGCGUGUGUAAGGAAGUCAAUAAAAAAACAUUUUUUUGAA